Molecule: messenger RNA, 5176 nt
Organism: Arachis ipaensis
Lineage: Eukaryota; Viridiplantae; Streptophyta; Magnoliopsida; Fabales; Fabaceae
Gene: ATRX
Product: P-loop containing nucleoside triphosphate hydrolases superfamily protein
Cellular component (GO): nucleus
Molecular function (GO): ATP binding; ATP hydrolysis activity
Source: RefSeq, a predicted model, not a curated record
GCGUACUCGUCCCUUGCCCCGGUCGUGCCGUAAAACAAAACACCACACAUGACACCACUUCUUCCAUAUUCCGCAACCGAAACCAACACAACCCAAUAACGUUUAAAUCUCAUACACACAUAUCAAACCUUCUCUUCUACACUCUCUCUACCUUCUUUCCUCAAAUAAGAGGGUUGCUCUCUCUGGGUGUGUACCGAACUCCUUCUUGUUCUUCACGCGCUCUCUCUCUCUCUCUGCAAAACCUAGAAAGAUCCGAGUUGCCAUUUCCACCGCUGCAAUCCCAACCUUCCGAUUAAGUAUUGACCUGAUCAAGGGGACGAGUAACACCAAGCCUGCAUUGUCCAAAUGAAUGACACUUGACCUGGAAACUGUCAUCCACUUUUCGUAUUCUUGUUCAGUUGGAUUCCUUCCGAUCGUUAAAACAACUGCAUUAGAGAUGGAGGGAAAAACCGAGGAUGAGGUGGUAGAUAUUGAGAGUGGUUCUAGUGAUUCUUUCAAUGAUGAUUCUGAUGAUGAGGGAUCUUUGCCUCCUGAAGUUGAUGAUGAUAGAGUAAAUCUUGAGGAACCUUUGACUGAGGAGGAGAUACAAGACCUUAUUUCUGAGUUGUUAGAAGUAGAGAGCAAGGCUGCAGAGGCCCAAGAAGCUCUUGAAGAGGAGUCUCUUGCCAAAGUGGAGAGUGAUGUUAGACAAGAAUUGCAGCAAACUCUGACAGAGGAUGAUUUGGAAACUGCUGUUGCUGAUGAGAUGGCUACUUUUAAAGAAGAGUGGGAAACUGUGCUGGACGACCUUGAAACUGAAAGUGUCAACUUGCUGGAACAACUCGAUGGUGCUGGAAUUGAGCUCCCAAGCCUUUAUAAGUGGAUUGAAAAGGAAGCUCCCAAUGGUUGCCGCACUGAAGCAUGGAAAAAGAGGAAUCAUUGGGUAGGGUUGCAGGCAACUACGGAAAUUGCUGAAUCAGUUGCUGUUGCUGAGAAGUAUCUACAAGUAAACAGACCUGUUAGAAGGCGACAUGGUAAACUACUUGAAGAGGGAGCUAGUGGAUUUCUCCAAAAAAAAUUUGGUGAUGAAACCAAGGAUCCUGUAAAGAAAGGAAUGGAGGGAGAUUGGGAUUUGUUCAAUAAAAUAGUGUCUGAUGGGAGUGGCACUGAUGUUUCAUUUGGCAGUAAGCACUGGGCUUCUGUUUAUUUGGCCAGCACCCCACAGCAAGCAGCACUGAUGGGACUCAAAUUUCCUGGAGUUAAUGAGGUAGAGGAGAUUGACGAUGUUGAUGGCAAUUCUGCUGAUCCAUUUGUUGCAGCUGCCAUAGCAAAUGAAAGAGAACUAGAUCUUUCUGAGGAGCAAAAGAAACAAUUUAAGAAGGUCAAAGAAGAGGAUGAUGCUAUUGUUGAUAGGAAGCUUCAAAUCCAUUUGAAACAAAGGAGGCGUCGGAAGAAAAGUAAACAGAGCGAUAAACUUGAAGAUUUUGAUGCUGGUUACGAUCUUGAAAAGGAAAAUGCUAUGAGUACUGGUGACUUGGCUGAUCCACCCAAAUCUUUGUUGGAUGAUAUUAUUGAACAGCGGGGAACUAAGCGUUUGAAUGAUGGUGAGCUUGACACUGAUAAUAAAAAGCCUCGUACUAUUAGUGAUGACAGUGACGAUGACACAGAUGCCAUUGAAGACAAGGUAGAUAGGAAUAUGAGUACUCUAGAGAAGGUAAAAGGCUUAUUAAACAGUGGUGCUGAUACUCUUCCUUCAGUGUGUCCAAAUGAGAAAUUUCACUGCACAAUUUGUGAUCAAGUGGCUCUUGAAGUUCACUCACACCCUCUGUUGAAGGUGAUUAUUUGUGGGGAUUGCAAUUGCUUAAUGGAGGAAAAGAUACGCCGAAAGGACCUGAGUUUUGAUUCUCCCUCAAGUCAUUGUGCAUGGUGUGGAGGAAGCAGUGGAUUAAUUAAUUGUAAAUCAUGCACAAUGUUAUUCUGCACCAACUGCAUAAAGAAGAAUCUUGGUGCAGAAUCUCUUACUAAAGCUCAGGCCACUGGCUGGGAUUGUUGUUUUUGCCAGCCAAAUAGUCUGCAAAGACUGACACUGCUAUUGGAGCAAGCUAUGGGAUCUACUGCUAAACUAGUUUCCAGCUCUAGCAGUGAUUCAGAAAAUUCAGAUGAUUCAGAUGAUUCGGAUGAGUCUGAUGCAGAGAUUAAUGCUACAAUCAGCUCUAAGAGAAGGCGCAAAAAGAAGAUUCGAAGGAUACUUGAUGAUACGGAAUUAGGUGAAGAAACAAAAAAGAAAAUAGCAAUUGAAAAGGAACGUCAGGAACGCUUGAAGUCUUUGCGAGGCCAGUUCUCUGCUUCACCAAAUGAAAUGAGCUCAUCAAAUUUAUCCGAAGGGGCUAGUGUUGAAGUUCUUGGCGAUGCGGCAUCAGGUUACAUAGUGAAUGUUGUGAGGGAGAAAGGUGAAGAAGCUGUCAGAAUUCCUCCGAGCAUCUCAGCUAAACUCAAAGCCCAUCAGAUUGCAGGAAUAAGAUUUAUGUGGGAAAAUAUAGUAGAGUCAAUAAGAAAAGUGAAGUCUGGGGAUAAAGGUCUUGGCUGUAUUCUAGCUCAUACCAUGGGCCUUGGUAAAACUUUUCAGGUGAUUGCUUUCUUGUACACUGCAAUGAGGUGUGUUGAUUUGGGGUUAAGGACCGCACUUAUAGUCACACCUGUCAAUGUCCUGCAUAAUUGGCGUCAGGAGUUUAUCAAGUGGAAGCCCUCAGAGUUAAAGCAACUCAGAGUCUUCAUGCUGGAAGAUGUACCAAGAGAUAGGAGGGUUGAGCUGCUUGCAAAGUGGAGAACCAAAGGUGGUGUCUUUUUGAUUGGUUAUACUGCUUUCCGUAAUUUAUCUUUUGGAAAGCAUGUGAAAGACCGGAAUGUGGCCAGAGAGAUUUGCCAUGCUUUGCAGGAUGGACCGGACAUUCUUGUUUGUGAUGAAGCCCAUAUGAUUAAAAAUACAAGGGCUGACGUAACUCAUGCCUUGAAACAAGUAAAAUGCCAAAGAAGAAUUGCCCUGACUGGAUCGCCCCUUCAAAACAAUCUCAUGGAAUACUAUUGUAUGGUUGAUUUUGUAAGAGAAGGUUUUCUUGGAAGCAGCCAUGAAUUUAGAAACCGCUUCCAGAAUCCUAUAGAGAAUGGUCAACACACUAAUUCGACACUCACAGAUGUGAAAAUUAUGAACCAAAGAUCACAUAUUCUCUAUGAACAGUUAAAAGGCUUUGUCCAAAGAAUGGACAUGACUGUGGUGAAAAAGGAUCUACCCCCCAAAACUGUCUUUGUGGUAACUGUCAAGCUUUCUUUGUUACAAAGAAAACUGUACAAGAGAUUCCUUGAUGUGCAUGGGUUCAGUAAAGACAGGGCUCAUGAAAAGUUUGGAAAAAGAUGUUUUUUUGCUGGUUACCAGGCGUUAGCCCGGAUAUGGAACCACCCUGGGAUCUUGCAAUUAACAAAAGAAGACAAGGACUAUGUAAGACAGGAAGAAGCUGUUGAGAAUUUUAUCGUGGAUGACUGCAGCAGUGAUGAUAAUUCCGAUAUUAAUGCUGUUGGAGAGAAGAUGAGGUAUGCAAAUGAUUUGCCGCAAAAGAAAGAUGGUACUGGCUUUUUUGUAAAGGGUUGGUGGCAUGAUCUACUUCCCGGAAAGAUUUAUAGAGAGCCUGAUCAUGGUGGCAAAAUGGUUUUGCUACUAGAGAUAUUAACCAUGAGUUCUAGUGUGGGCGAUAAGGUAUUAGUUUUUAGUCAGAGCAUACCAACGCUAGACCUCAUAGAACUUUAUCUCUCAAAGAUACCUCGACAUGGCAAACCUGGGAAGCGUUGGAAGAAGGGGAAAGAUUGGUAUCGGCUGGAUGGAAGGACAGAGAGCUCUGAAAGGCAGAGGAUUGUUGAAAGAUUUAAUGAGCCCUCAAAUAAGAGGGUAAAAUGCACUCUGAUUUCAACCAGAGCAGGCUCUUUGGGUAUUAACCUUCAUUCUGCUAACCGUGUUGUUAUAAUUGAUGGUUCUUGGAAUCCAACAUACGAUCUGCAGGCCAUCUAUCGAGCUUGGAGGUAUGGGCAGACAAAACCUGUAUUUGCAUACCGAUUGCUGGCUCAUGGCACCAUGGAAGAGAAAAUAUAUAAGCGCCAGGUAACAAAGGAGGGGCUUGCCGCUAGAGUGGUUGAUAGGCAACAGGUGCAUAGGACCAUAUCUAAAGAAGAGAUGUUACAUCUGUUUGAGUUUGGUGAUGAUGAGAACCCUGAGACUUUGGCUGAACUUAAUCAAGAAAAUGGCAGCAGUAGUAAUACAGUUAAACAUACAACACCACAUUCAAAUGGAAGUAGCAACUCUGAUAAGCUAAUGGAAAGCUUACUUAAAAAUCAUCAACCCCGGUGGAUUGCCAAUUAUCAUGAACAUGAAACCCUGUUACAAGAAAAUGAAGAGGAGAAGCUAUCAAAAGAGGAGAAAGACAUGGCUUGGGAGGUGUACAAAAAAUCACUUGAAUGGGAAGAAGUGGGGAGGGUACCAAUUAGUGACCCCAUGCCUGAUCAAAAGGCAGAGAUGGCUGCAAGUUCAAAACUACAACAGGUGAAAGACCCUCUUAGCAUGGUGUCAAGUAGUAGGAUAAGGAAUCGUUUUAACAUGAGAAAGUGCACAAACCUUGCACACAUGCUCACACUCAGAAGUCAGAGAAUAAAACAAGGUGGCUGUACAGUUUGUGGGGAAUGUGCUCAGGAGAUCAGGUGGGAUGACUUGAAGAUUACUAAAUAGAUAGGAAAACGGGCAAUGGUGAAAGGUUAUAUAGUUUUAUCUGUUAAUAUAUAUAUAUAUUAAUCUAAUCUUUUUUUUUUUCUUCUUUUUUUUUUCUGGGGUUGUUGUAAAGGGAUUAUUGCCCCCAUAUUGAAAGGGGAUUAUGAAUACUUAAAGUGAGCAUGUUGAUACAGAGAAAGUAAAAGAUUAAUUAUUCUUGGAUCAAUAGUUGCACUUACAAUGGAAGUUAAGGAUAAUUUGACUUGUUACUUUCUCACUCUAUCAUCAUGCUCAUUUUCGGAAAUUCAUGUUAUUUAUUUUCCUUUUUUGUUUAGAUAAAAUAGAAAUGCGACAAGGUGAGGAUGAGACAAUCCUAAGUGUCAAUAUGUAACCAAAUCUACAAUCUAUUCUUUUGGUUAUAAAUGCAAUGUGCAACAUGUUCUUGAUUAA